CUCGGCCCCCCCCCCCCGCGCGGCCCGCGGCGCCCUCCCGCACCUCCUUCGGCUUCGCCCGCUGCCAUGGAGACGAGGCGCCGGCGCUGUGACGUCACCGGUCGGUCGCGAGGGGCGGGGCGAGGGGCGUCGCCGUGGCAACGGGGCCCGCGCGGAGCGACCGAGGCGGCCGGAGGAGGAGGAGGAGGAGGCGGAGGAAACGGCUGCGGCGCGCGGAGAGGUGCCGCUGGGGCGCCGGCGCAGGAGGCGGAGGCGGGAGCGGCGGGCCGGAGCGGGAGAGCGAGGCCGGGCGCGGCUCCCCGGCCAUGCUGGGCAUGAGUCUGCCGGUACUCGCGGGGGGCGGGCCCGCCGCCGGGCCCAAGGGUAGACUGCUCCUGCGCCUGGAGGCUCCUCUCGCCCGGCAGAAGCGCGGCGUCGCGGGCGGCCCCCGCCUCCUGGCUCCGGGAGCUGAAAAUGGCCUCCCGCGACCGCGUGGCUCUAGCCAAGUCCCGGGCGGAGAAGUCCCGGCCGCCCACCGUGCCCGUGCCCCAGGUGGACAUCGUGCCGGGCCGCCUGUCCGAGGCCGACUGGUUCUCGCUUCUGGCCUUUGAGGAGGCCGAGGACGCCGUGGGGGACCUGCUGGCCCUGCUGCUGGACCAGGUGCUGGAGGACUGCUACAAGGUGUACCUGGCUUCCCAGCGCAUCCCCUACGUCAUCAACCAAGCACGGGAGGCCAUGGUGCAGAUUAUCGAGUGGCGCUUCUUGGUGCGAGAUGAGGGCCAGGAGGACGUCUCAACAGACCCCAUGUGGCAGGAGGAUGAGGAGCCUGUGGCCUGCAUCAAAGAUCCGUGGGCAGAGGGUUCUGUGCCUGUGCUACGAGCCACGCCACACCUGGAGGAGGAGGAGGAGGAGGAGGAGGAGGAAGAGGUUCCUCCUGCCGAAGCCCCAGAGGAAGCUGCUGCUGCUGCUGCUCCCCAGGAGGCGCCUGAUGACGUGGUUCCUUCCCCGCCCAAAGCGGAGGAGCUCUCCUGCCAGCCCUCAGAAGAGGAGGCCAAACGUGUGGUGGGGCUGCCAGUGCCCGCUCCGGAGUUGCCAUCUCUGAUCCAGGCAAGCACCUCCUUCAAAGCCAGGACAGGCAGCCUGCCCGCCCGCACCUUCCAGACCAUCACCUGGCCACAGACCAGUGUGGCGCCGCUGUGCAAGGUCGAGAAGCAGCUGCUCCUGCGGCAGGUCUCCCCAAAGGAGAGGGUCCCCAGGCAGCCACAGGGCUCCCACCUGCUCUUGCCCCCCUCUUGCAGCAACCUGCUGCGGAUCCAGCUGGGCCGCCCCCCCACCAUCAAGGACGUCCUCUACGACGAGGCCGGCAACAUCACUGCGGUGCCCCGGAUGGACCCCGCCCGCCUGCCCAAGCGCUGGGUCAAGCCUUACGUGGAGGACGCGGACCCGGAUGCAGAGUCCCAGCGACAGGAGGCACGCCGGACCAUCCCAAGCCCCCACAAGCAGCCCCUUCGCCCCCAGGCCCCCCGGCUGGGAGCCGAUACUGGGGACCGAAUGCGCCCAGUGGGCCUGGCGGACAGGCAUGCCUGGGCGAGCAGGAAGCGGCUCUCCGAGCAGGUGGCUCACCCGCCUCCUCCCCUGGGGAGGACUCUGGAGCCCACCGGCCUCAUCUUCCGCAAGCCCACCCUGCUGGCGAAGGCCAUGGAGCUGGCCCCGGGGGUGACCUUGAGGAGCAGAGGCCGCGGCUGGCGGGGUGUCCAGCCUGCUGCCCCUCCGGAGGAAAGGGCGAGUGAGCACCCGGAGCUGAAGCCCAUCCCUACCCACCUACCAUCCCUCCCCACUGUGGCUGUGGAGAAGGUGGCCCAGGAGCCACGAACUGUGCCACGGAGGGCACCCGGGCAGAAGCUCUUGCCAGGUGUCCUUCAGCUCUCCCACUGACCUGCUCCCUCGCUCUCCACGCUGCAGCAGGCAAAGCAAGGAGAACAAGGAGGCUCUCCCGCCUACGAUGGCAGCCGGCAGCCUCAGCCAGAGCCCGCCCUCCUCCCAGGGACCUCUCUGUGCCCGGUGGUGCCACUCCUCCUCCCCCCAUCCUGGCCCGGCUGACGCCAUUCCACCCCUGCAGGGGGCCAGUGGGGAGAGGCCCCUGCCAGGGCAACUGGAGGGCAAGGAAGGGGGCUUGCCCUGGGCCUGUGGGUGGCUUCAGAGACCCUUUUGGCAGUUGGCUUGUCAGACAUCGACAGAUCAGGGUCAACUGUUGUCAGGUAACCGCCAUGAAUAAAUACUUAAAUUGA
Sphaerodactylus townsendi is the source of this 2267-nucleotide messenger RNA. It is a transcript of the gene LG10H2orf81, whose product is annotated as linkage group 10 C2orf81 homolog. The transcript has 4 exons. The record is from RefSeq and is a predicted model, not a curated record. Bases 454 to 1914 code for a protein of 486 amino acids. NCBI's taxonomy places the organism in Eukaryota, Metazoa, Chordata, Lepidosauria, Squamata, Sphaerodactylidae.